AUGAUUGAUACUGGUAAUAAGUACAAGCGUCCACUGCCCAUUAGAUCACGUAUAAGAAGCAUAAAUCCCAAUUCGCCAAACUACCAGGUCGUUAGAGUAAUUCCGUACAACCUUUUCUCUGAUGAUACCAGUGGUAAUUCCACAUCAAAAUGGAAUUGUUUCGAUUCGUGGUCGAUGAAUCCUGCCGCUGUUCCUCUUAGUGUUGCCAAUCAUUAUUUGAAUCAAUUUUUUAUAUGUGGAUCAAAUCGCCAUACUGCUAUGGAACAGUUGCCUUCCCUUGUCCCCGAUUUAAAGAAACUGGAAACUGGUCUGCCGAUGUUUGAUGCUAUUCUCAAGGAAGAAGUCUUUGUUGUUGCUCCUCUUUUGUUUAUCAAGGCUGACAAUCCUCGUCAUGCCGAGGUUUCUUGUUUGAAAGCUUCAACAGCUACUUAUCCGUGUAGAAAAUGCUUCUGGUGUCGACAUGCUGAUGCUUUUGAUCCUAAUAGAAUUACCACGGCCGAAGAACACAUGUCAGUUCCAAGAGAAAAAGGUCACUGGAUGAGUUUAUUUCCAAGCGAUGACUCGGAUAGUACUGAUUUCUCGAUACGUGUUCGUAACAGACAGGGUGAUUAUAUCAUGGUCGAAAACUUGAUGGACCUCGGCUUCAAGGAAACUGCUGGCAAAAGGCUUUUGACGUUGUCUUCUUGGGAUCCUAGCAAGGAUACACCGGUAGAAAUUCUGCAUGGCCUAUGUCUCGGUUUAAUCAAAUACACGUUCAACAAAGCUGCUGAUUGCUUUUUCAACAAGAAGCAGGUUGAUCGCAUUAGUAUUUUGUGUGCAAAGUAUGGGUCUAAGGCUUUUACCAAUUUGUCGACGUGUCAUGAACUCAUUUCAUCAUGUCCUAGAUCAUGCCUUGAUUUUAAACCCUUGUGA
This is a messenger RNA of Mucor mucedo, 912 nucleotides long. RefSeq lists its product as uncharacterized. The record is from RefSeq and is a predicted model, not a curated record. The transcript has a single exon. Lineage: Eukaryota; Fungi; Mucoromycota; Mucoromycetes; Mucorales; Mucoraceae. The coding region runs from base 1 to 912 and encodes 303 amino acids.